Penicillium verhagenii is the source of this 2280-nucleotide messenger RNA. Its product is annotated as putative JmjC domain protein. The record is from RefSeq and is a predicted model, not a curated record. Bases 1 to 2280 code for a protein of 759 amino acids. The transcript is spliced from 2 exons. Lineage: Eukaryota; Fungi; Ascomycota; Eurotiomycetes; Eurotiales; Aspergillaceae.
AUGACUCCGCCUUCACGAGCCAUUUUCGAGCCCUUUCCUACCCAUCUAAAUCUGGAGGAGCUAGUGGAAACCGCGGACAACUUUGAGUUUGCGAAGCGCAUUACAUGUCAGUCAAUUGAUGGGCAGCCGCGGGAGGACUUUGAUAAGCUCGUUCUGUUCCACGUUAUCAUGCUAGGAGAACCCUUAGUGAUUGAGGGGUUUCAAGAGUAUUUGGAUAAACCACUGUUCUCUUCCAAGUGGUUACAGCAGAAUUGCCAAAAUCGCGCCUCUAACUCUGCACCAGGCGAACAGGUGCGUGAUUUGAAACGUGGAAUCAACAUCCCCAUGAGCACGGCACAUUAUUUAAAGAGCUUGCCAACGCUCUCGGCGCCUGUACUCUCACCUGUGCCCCGCACAGAUCAAAGAUUGUAUUUGAAGGAUAUGGACUGCCCUCCGGAGUGGCAGCGAUCCCUGGAGAAAAUCAUUCCACCAUCGUUGUUUUACUUCAAUGAUGGUCCCAAGCCAUACAAAGGCCCAGGGUCUGAAUUUACUUGCCAGGCAGAAUAUGCCAGGACGCCAGAAGGGGAUACCAUUGCCAAAUCAGGCGAUUUAAUGAGCUGUUUGCCUGAAGAAAUGCGGGCCCAAAAUCUCAUGUGUUACAUUGGCCCUGAAGGCACCUACACCCCUGCGCAUCAGGAAAUGUGUGCCAGUCUAGGCCACAAUAUCAUGGUGGAGGCAUCAGAUGGAACUAUGGAGAGUGGACAGGCCACCCGGUUAGGAUCAUCGGUUUGGUUCAUGACGGAAACGAAAGAACGCGAUAUUGUGUCCGACUAUUGGGCCUCGGUGCUUGGUCAUGAUAUUGACCUGGAAGAUCACUUUGCGCAACUCAAUGCAUGGGUAGGCGCACCCUUCAAGACCUACGUGGUAGAACAGAGGCCUGGGGAUCUCAUCCUCAUCCCACCGCUGGCAGCCCAUCAGGUCUGGAAUCGGGGUACGCGCACCAUGAAAGUGGCUUGGAACCGGACCACGGUGGAGACUCUAAGGAUGGCCAUGAAUGAAGCACUUCCUCACGCACGGAUGGUGUGCCGUGAUGAGCAAUACAAGAACAAAGCCAUCGUCUUUCAUGCGCUCGAACAUUAUUCAAGAUUGUUACGAGGAGAGGGCUCGACGGGGGACCAUCCCGCAGUUCGGCAACUGUGGGAAGAUUUUGAAAAGUUAUUUUUAAUCUUCACGGAUGUCCUCCUCUCAGAAAACCUUCCCCCCAACUUCCCUGGAGAAAAAGGCAUUGAGUAUGUCAAAUUUGACAGCAAUAUCACCUGCUCAUACUGCCGGUGUAAUAUUUUCAAUAGGUUCCUGACUUGCUCUUCUUGUGCCACGGAUGGGAAUGACGCAUAUGACAUUUGUUUGGAUUGCUAUGUGUUGGGCCGGAGCUGCCAUUGCAUUUCCAAGUUGAGAUGGGCUGAGCAAUUCCCAUGGAAACUUCUUCGCGACAGACAUGCCACAUUUCGCCGUCAAAUCAUCGGGCUCAAAAAUGAUAAAGACCGCAAAGUUCAAUUUCCCCUGCUCGCCGUUGCACUAGCCCAGUCAGGUCGCAAGUCAACGGCGCAAAUUUGUCUAGAGCAACUGGCUGCUAGACCUUGGGUCGAUCCUCAAAACCCAAACCUGAAACAGUUAACUUGCCCCACUCCUUCUGGCACUGAUGAUGAUGAUGAUGACCAGCCACGAAAAAAACGAAGGACCCAGAAAAAGGGUGAGAAAACCGGGUCGUGUCACAUGUGUAAGAAUGUUGAACCUCUCUGGAAGCUGGCAACAUGUUCGGAUUGUCAAUUGAAAUAUUGCUAUGCCAUCCUCUACCGCGCAUUUGAUAUUCCACCCCAGGAAGCGAUGGAGUGCUCUCACUGGUUGUGCCCUCGAUGCAACAAGAAAUGCAAUUGCACGCCUUGCCAAAAAGACCCGACUAUGACCCCCCAUGAGCCCUACCAUGUAUUACUGGGACACGACACAAAAAAAAUUGCCGAUCCGCGAAGUGUCGAAUCCUUGGUGACAUUGCGUCUUCCGAAUCUCAGGUGGCUUCCCAGCCUGGAAGAAAAUAGCCAACGACGUCUGAAACAACGAAUGGAGGAGGCCGAACAGAAGCGGCAAAAAAUGUGGAAGGAUAACGCGAUUCUGAUGGAUCCUAUGCAGCAAGUUUCAUUGAACGGCGACUCGGAAGAAUGCAACACUCCAAGUUAUAUCCCAGUGGACCCUGCACUGGAACUUGGAAAUGGCUCAUUUGCGACCUCGGGCCAGAAUGACACUUAA